Fomitiporia mediterranea MF3/22 is the source of this 315-nucleotide messenger RNA. RefSeq lists its product as uncharacterized. The transcript has a single exon. The record is from RefSeq and is a predicted model, not a curated record. NCBI's taxonomy places the organism in Eukaryota, Fungi, Basidiomycota, Agaricomycetes, Hymenochaetales, Hymenochaetaceae. Bases 1 to 315 code for a protein of 104 amino acids.
AUGAAUUCGAACUCGAAGGACACAAACGGAUACAACGGACUCCCAUCUGACGCUGAACUUGCACGUCUCGAUGCUAUGAUAAAUUCCGAGCAGGCAGAGGAAAGCUCAGAGAAGGAUGUUGCUGAAAUUCUAGCACAGUUAAACGACGCAGAGUUGGUGGUAGAACGGAUGGAAAACAGCCUUGAUCGGCUCAAUGAACGACUGGAUGGAAUACUCGAAGGCCUCGAGGCUGCUCAGCCAGCCACGGAGACGACAACCGAAGGUCAGACCCAGAGCGAUGUAUCUGAAGCAAACCAAGCGCCGCCAGAGGAAUAA